Molecule: messenger RNA, 1823 nt
Organism: Phlebotomus argentipes
Lineage: Eukaryota; Metazoa; Arthropoda; Insecta; Diptera; Psychodidae
Product: probable cytochrome P450 6a14
Exons: 2
Coding region: 206-1726 (506 amino acids)
Molecular function (GO): iron ion binding; monooxygenase activity; heme binding
Source: RefSeq, a predicted model, not a curated record
UUAUAUUGGUGACCGUGAUGAUUCCAUACUCAUGCCUCUGUCUUUCGCACACGUCAUGGCUAAUGUGAGUAUAGGUAUGUUGAGAUUUCAGCCAAAAUCCACUAUUUAUAUCGAUUCACACUGUCAGUAUCGCAUCAGUUGAGCUGAGUAAAAGAAGUGAAGAGAUUUUGCACGUGAUCGCAGUCAAAUAUUCAAUUCAAAUAAAAUGGUUUGCUUGGAUUGUUCAAUAGUGCCUCUGAGUUUAAUCACCUUAGUGAUACUUGGAUACUUGUGGGUGAAAAAACAGUUUAGGUUCUUCGAGGACAAAGGCAUUCCAUUUGUGAAGCCCACGUUUCCCUUCGGAAACCUUUCCGGCGUCGGCAAAGACAGACACAUGGGCGUAUUUAUCAAUGAAGCAUACAAAGAACUAAAAGGAAAAGAUGUCGUUGGUGGUAUUUUCUUCUUCACGAGUCCUUCCGUUAUGCCAUUGGAUUUGGAUUUUCUGAAACACGUUUUCGUGAAGGAUUUCCAGUAUUUUCAUGAUCGUGGAAUGUACGUGAAUGAAAAGGAUGAUCCUCUUUCUGCACAUCUAUUCUCAAUUGCCGGUCAAAAGUGGAAACAUUUGAGGAAUAAGCUCAGUCCGACCUUUACUUCUGGAAAAAUGAAAAUGAUGCACAGCACUCUAAUCGCCGUAGCGCACGAAUUCCAAAAAUACCUGGGCGAGUGUGCUGAUAACGAAGAGGAAGUCGAACUGAAAGACGUUCUCGCAAGAUUCACAACGGACGUCAUUGGAAGUUGUGCCUUCGGAAUUGAGUGUAACAGUCUGAAGGAUCCAAACACACAAUUCCGUGAAAUGGGAAAGAAGACCUUUGAACUCAAAGGUUUUGAUUUCAUACGUAUACUUUUCAUUACAAUGUUUCCAAAUAUCGGAAGAGCUUUGCGCAUGAAAAUGAAUAAAGAUGAUGUAACAGACUUUUUCAUGAAUGUCCUCAGAGAAACAAUUGAAUAUAGAGAAAAGAACGAUGUCAAAAGAAAUGACUUUCUCUCACUUUUGAUACAACUUAAAAAUACCGGGAAAAUAGAAGGUGAAGAUACAGAUUUCGGCAAGAUUACAUUUGAGGAAUUGGCUGCUCAAACGUUCCUCUUCUUUGCUGCUGGAUUUGAGACAUCUUCAUCUACAAUGACUUUCGCUCUUUACGAAUUGGCCAAGGAGCAGGAAAUUCAGGAUCGAGUUAGAGAAGAAAUAAACCGUGUUCUCGGUGAACAUAAUGGAGAAUAUUCAUACGACGCUUGCAUGGAGAUGAAGUAUCUGGAUCAAGUUAUUAAGGAAACUUUAAGAAUUCAUCCGAUUGUUCCGAAUUUGGUUAGAACUUUGAAUAAGGACUACAAAAUUCCGAACAGGGAUUACGUGUUCAAGGAAGGAACGUUCUUCACAGUUCCCGUCAUUGGCAUUCAUAAUGAUCCCGACAUCUAUCCUGAUCCUGCAAAAUUCGACCCAGACCGUUUCACCGAAGAGAACAUCAAGAAUCGCCAUCCCUUUGCUUGGAUUCCAUUCGGAGAAGGCCCACGAAAUUGCAUCGGAAUGAGAUUCGGAAUGAUGCAAACACGCGUUGGAUUGGCCACUCUUCUCAGCAAAUACAGGAUCAAACUCACAUCAAGGACUCCUAUUCCCAUGGACUAUUUGCCUUCAUCUGCGGGCGUACUUUCGCCAAGGGACGGAAUGUGGCUGAAGAUCGAGAAGGCAUAAUUUGAGCGUAUCCACAGACUGACUAAGCAGUUUCGUGGAUCAGUGUUAGAUAUAUGUACAUACAUAUAGUAAAGAGUAACUAGAGAACAUUGAAGAA